AGAGGGAAAUCUUUACAGUGUCAUAUUGCAGCAUUGUGAGGGGGAAGUGAGAAACGCGUGUCUGUACAUCGUCAUAUAAAACACUCUUGUUUCUGCCUCUCUGAUUCAUUUGAUAUUUGAACGUGAUCAGUCACCGUUACAGUCCCGUGUGGAACUAAAUCUGCCAUUUAAACACUUUUUAAAGACUUCAGCCCUUCAAGAGCAAUGCAAGGACCAGAACUGGUUGACUCAAGGAGUCGUUUUCGAUUUAUUGAAUCUUGUCUUGGCUUGAUGGGGUGUUUGUGUAUCAGCUAUGCGAUCUGGACACCUCAGUGGCUGGAUGACCAGGGUCUGUGGACCUCAGGGAAUGAAACCAACUUGGACAAUAGCUGGACCACUGAAGAAAUUGCUAAAGCUCUGGAGGCUGAAAAGGUGUUUGCAGUGGUGGCUUUCCUCAUGUCGGUGAGCUCUGGACUUCUGUGUCUCAUGUUCGCCCUCUGCUGGACGUCUCAAACGGUGCGUUCCUACUCGAACACUCGCUCGUUGCUGAUGGCAGGCCAGGCGCUUGACCCGACCACCCUGCUGCUGUUCACACUAGUACCUACAGGUUUUUUCUUCUUUCUCAGCUGGGUGCUUUUUACCCAUCGACAUAUUGGUGAGAUCAGGGAUGACGUCAGUCGACUCGGCCUGUCCUAUUGGCUGGGAGUGGUGGGUUGGGCUUCGCUAUUGGCCGUGCUGCCUGUGAUCUUCCUGGCAGAGAAAUUUGUGGUUCCCGACAUCCUGCCGGAGUUAAAAAAGGCUGCCGAAAUGUGGUGGAAGGCUCCUGAGGUUGCGCACGCGCGAUCAUUAAGUGAGGGCUGCCAUCGUUUACAGCAUAAGUCUCAUCCGGAUGUCAAGAGGUAUUUUUCAGUGCCUUGAAGGAGAGGAAGGACUCUGAUCUUGCUGGUCUUCUAGUCAAACAUAUGAGCUGAGCAUAUGCCUCACAACAGGGGUCAAGGACCUGGAUGAGAAACCUGUAACUGCUGUCCGAAUGUGGGACACGAAUAUUCAGGUUACAAGUGCUGUGGUUUCACAGCUUUUUUUGGACGAGGAUGCCCAAAAAUGUGGUUAAUGGACUUGAGAGUUCACUAAGUGUGAAACAUAAAGCAGAAAGGAUCUUCAAGUUGCAUAUGGGCAGUUUGUCCAUAGGGUUACAUAUACUGUGGAUACAGUGACUUUCAGGGAGGUCAACCUAAAUGCUUUUGAAAAUGCAUUUUAAAUAUGCUAAGUUAUAAACUGUAAAUGUAAAGUAAUUUUCAUGGCACGAAUCUGCUGUGGAUUGUUCAACUACGUCUUUAGCACAGAUAGCGUAACAUCAGUUAUCUUUAGAAACAGAAAAAAAACACUAAAUAAUUUCUAUGCGAUUGGUAAAGCUAUAAUAAAUUUACUAAUAAUUGCAAUGGAAAGUGCCAACGUAAUGCUACUGUUGUUAUAAUCACCUCUAAUGCAAUCAUUAGCACCAUAUUUAGCAAAAAAUUUAAAUAUAAAAUUUGGCUGUUAUUGAAAUUAUGUUAUUGAAACAUAAAAAAAAAACUGUUUAAAACAUAUUUGUUCUUGUAUGGACAAACGCUUUCAAAUUACCUCUACUUGUUUUUUCCCCUAAUUCCCACUGCCAAAAGUGGUGAUCAUUUCAUUCCAGAUUGUUCUGCUUGUUCCCAUUUUUACAGACAAUUCUGAUUCAAAUAGUCACAGAGCACUUUUGUACUGCUAACACUAUUAGAUGGUGCUACAGUUGUUGUUUUUUGUGUGUGUCUUUGUCUUUAUGUGCAAACAGUGCUCUCUACUGGCAACAGUAUAAAGAGCAUCAAGUUCUGUCUUUUAUUUGAAUUUUAAAGUUAUG
Molecule: messenger RNA, 1858 nt
Organism: Labeo rohita (rohu)
Lineage: Eukaryota; Metazoa; Chordata; Actinopteri; Cypriniformes; Cyprinidae
Exons: 4
Coding region: 205-897 (230 amino acids)
Source: RefSeq, a predicted model, not a curated record